AUGGGUCUGACUUUGAAGAAGCCCGAGGGCGUGGCCGGUUCCACUGCGCCCGCCAUCAUUGUCGGCUUGUUUGUUGCUUUUGGUGGUAUCCUCUUCGGAUAUGAUACUGGUACCAUUGGUGGUAUCCUGGGAAUGAAGCACUGGCGUGAGGUCUUCAGCACUGGAUACGUCAACCCCAAGGACAACCUUCCUGAUGUCACCGCCGACCAGACCUCGCUCAUUGUCUCUAUCCUCUCUGCUGGUACCUUUUUCGGUGCCCUGACUGCCGCCCCUACUGCCGAUUUCCUCGGUCGUCGCCUUGGUCUCGUUGCCAGCAACAUUGUCUUCUGUCUUGGUGUUAUUCUCCAGACCGUUGCUACUGAUAUCCCCCUGUUUGUUGCUGGUCGUUUCUUCGCUGGUUACGGAGUCGGUAUGAUCUCUGCCACCAUUCCUCUCUACCAAUCCGAGACUGCCCCCAAGUGGAUCCGUGGUACCAUUGUCGGUUGCUACCAGCUUGCCAUCACCAUUGGUCUUUUGCUUGCUGCCAUCGUCGACAAUGCCACCAAGGACAGGGACGACACUGGCUCUUACCGCAUUCCCAUUGCUGUCCAGUUCGCCUGGGCCAUUGUCCUCUUCACUGGUUGCAUCUGGCUUCCCGAGACUCCUCGUUGGUUCAUCAAGAAGGGUCGCCCAGAAAGGGCUGCCAAGUCUCUCUCUACCCUUCGCCGCCUCAACAUUGACGACCCUGCCCUCGUUGAGGAGUUGGCUGAGAUCACUGCCAACCACGAGUACGAGCUGUCUCUCGGCAAGGCCACUUACGCCGACUGCUUCCGUGGUAACCUUGGAAAGCGUCUUGCAACUGGUUGUGCGCUCCAGUCUCUUCAGCAACUCACUGGUGUCAACUUCAUCUUCUACUAUGGUACUUCCUUCUUCCAGAACUCUGGUAUCAAGAACCCCUUUGUUGUCACUAUGAUUACCUCUUGCGUCAACGUCGCCUCCACCCUUCCAGGUCUCUACCUCGUCGAGAAGUGGGGUCGCCGCAACCUCCUCCUCUUCGGUGCCGUCGGUAUGGCUGUCUGCCAGUUCAUCGUCGCUAUUACCGGUACUGUCGCUGGUGUUGAGAACCUGGCUGCCCAGAAGGCCUUGAUCGCAUUCGUCUGCAUCUACAUCUUCUUCUUCGCCUGCUCUUGGGGUCCAGUUGCCUGGGUCGUUACUGGUGAGAUCUUCCCUCUCAAGGUCCGUGCCAAGUCGCUCUCCAUGACCACCGCCAGCAACUGGCUCCUCAACUUCGCCAUUGGAUACGCCACCCCUUACAUGGUCAACGACGGCCCUGGCAACGCCAACAUGGGCGCAAAGGUCUUCUUCGUCUGGGGCGGAUGCUGCUUCAUCUGCAUCUUCUUCGUCUGGGGCAUGAUCUACGAGACCAAGGGUCUCUCCCUCGAGCAAGUCGACGAGCUCUAUGGCAAGUGCUCCAAGGCCUGGAAGUCCCCUGGCUUCGUCCCCACCGUCUCCUUCCAGGAUGUUCAGGACAUGCAGGCCGACAACCGCCGCGCCAGCCUUACUGACAUUGAGGCUGAUGCUUCUCGCAAGAGGAGCGCUACUCACGCCGAGUACCCCGAGAAGACUGUCGUUUAA
This is a messenger RNA of Bipolaris zeicola 26-R-13, 1614 nucleotides long. RefSeq lists its product as uncharacterized. The transcript has 2 exons. Gene Ontology annotation, molecular function: carbohydrate:proton symporter activity. Gene Ontology annotation, biological process: carbohydrate transport; transmembrane transport. The record is from RefSeq and is a predicted model, not a curated record. NCBI's taxonomy places the organism in Eukaryota, Fungi, Ascomycota, Dothideomycetes, Pleosporales, Pleosporaceae. Bases 1 to 1614 code for a protein of 537 amino acids. Gene Ontology annotation, cellular component: membrane.